AUGACUUUAGUGUUUCAGGAGUCAGUGACCUUCAAGGAUGUGGCUGUGGACUUCACCUGGGAGGAGUGGGGGCACCUGGACCAUGCUCAGAAGGAGCUUUACCGGGAGGUGAUGCUGGAGAACUAUGGAAACCUGGUCUGCCUGGAUGUGAUCCAUCAGCUGGAGCGAGGUGGAGCACCGUGGUGUCCAGAGGGCUACAUCCCAGAAAGCAGUCAUGCAGAACUUACCAAAAAGCGUGGAAUACAUGUUGGAGAGAAAAGUUAUGAGUGUAAUUUAUGUGGGAGGAUUUUCCGUCAGAGCACAGGACUUAUUCAACAUUAUAGAAUUCAUACAGGAGAAAAACCUUAUAAAUGUAAUGAAUGUGGAAAGGCCUUCCGUCAGAGCUCAGGCCUUAUUCAACAUCAUAGAAUUCAUACUGGAGAGAAACCUUAUAAAUGCAGUGAAUGUGGAAAGGCCUUCUGCCAAAACUCGGGCCUUACUCAACAUCAGAAAAUUCAUACUGGUGAGAAACCUUAUGAAUGUAAUGAAUGUGGAAAGACUUUCCUCCGAAAUACUGAAUUAACUGAACACCAGAUAACUCAUACUGGAGAAAAACCUUAUGAAUGUAGGCAGUGUGGAAAAGCCUUUUGUCAGAGGGCAGAGCUUAGUCGGCACCAUAAAAUCCAUACUGGAGAGAAGCCGUACAAAUGUAAUGAAUGUGGGAAGGCCUUCCGUCAGAUAACACACCUUACACAACAUCAGAAAAUCCACACUGGAGAGAAGCCUUAUGAAUGCAGGGAAUGUGGGAAGACCUUUCGCUACAGCUCACACCUUACUCGACAUCAUAGAACUCAUACGGGAGAGAAACCAUAUGAAUGUUAUGAAUGUGGGAAAGCCUUCCGCAGGAGUUCUCACUUUAAUCGGCAUCAGAUAAUUCAUACUGGAGAGAAACCGUAUAAAUGUAGCGAAUGUGAGAAGACCUUUCGCUGGAGCACAGGACUUAGCCGCCAUCAGAGAAGUCAUACUGGAGGGAAACCUUAUUAAUGGAAAGGAUUUGACAGUCUUCUCCAGUAGUUCAUGCCUUAUUCAGUAUUAGAGAUUCGUAUUGGAGGGAAGUUGUAUGAACAUAAUCAGCAUAGGAAUGCCUUCCCUUAGACCAUGGAGCUUAUUUAAAAUCAGCUAAUUUGUAGUGGAAGGAAAUAUGGAUAAUGCAGAGUAUGUGUGUAAUGGAGAUCCAGGAGAACAGUGCAUUCUAAUGGUCAGAGGGGAGGAAGAAAAAGGAAUGAGGGUGAACAGAAUCUUGAUGGAUAUCUAGAGGGAUGGAUUGCAAAGGUGUUAUGGUAUUUUGUAGGUUACAUUUCAUUUGUCUAAAUGUAAAUGAGUUGCAAAGUGAGUUUAAUUAUAUUAGUGUUCAAAAUCAUAUAGAGGCAGUGGGGUAGUGGAGAAAGAGCUGAUCUCAGUGUCAGGAAGACCAUGAUUCAUGAUGUCUUGGACACCUACUGGCUGGGUGAUGCUGGCCAAGUCAUAACUUCUCAGAGCUCCUGAGAUGAGUUUCAUGACUUAAAUUAAGAGAAGGUUCUUCCUCACUGUGAGCUUCCUCUACCUGUGAAAAAUUUUGUGUGCAGUGAAGAUUUUAUUUAAAAAAAAAAAAAGGUAUAUGUUCAGUGAGCUUUCAUAUUUGACCACAAUCCUCAAAAACUGUCAGAAGAGUUAAUCAUGCUUCUCUUAGUCUGGAGAAAGUGAAAUUCUGACUUAUUGCUAAGGCUAAUAAGGUUUUUUCCUCUCUGUUUCCAUCCCCACCUGUUUGCUCUAGCUGUCAUUUCUUAUUUUCACAUCUUCCAACAGGCUCCCUUCAUGGAGAUACUCCCCAUUGCCUGGAAACAUACUGCAAAACGUCUAUCUUUGAACCUCUUAUCUGAUCCAUCUCCUUUCCCUUCCUCCCUUCACUUCCAAAGCUGUGGAAAAAGCUCUCUCUUCCCAGUGUCUCCGGUUCCUUAC
Gracilinanus agilis (Agile Gracile Mouse Opossum) is the source of this 1977-nucleotide messenger RNA. Its product is annotated as putative zinc finger protein 66. Gene Ontology annotation, molecular function: RNA polymerase II transcription regulatory region sequence-specific DNA binding; DNA-binding transcription factor activity, RNA polymerase II-specific. The record is from RefSeq and is a predicted model, not a curated record. Gene Ontology annotation, biological process: regulation of transcription by RNA polymerase II. Gene Ontology annotation, cellular component: nucleus. The coding region runs from base 1 to 1023 and encodes 340 amino acids. NCBI's taxonomy places the organism in Eukaryota, Metazoa, Chordata, Mammalia, Didelphimorphia, Didelphidae. The transcript has 3 exons.